AUGCCGGUUGGGGCCAGGCUGAGCCGAGUCUGCCGCCCACCUGCGCAGGGCGGUGGAUGCACGGCGGUGAGGGCGAUGGAAGAGAACUUCGGGCUGUCCUUCUCUUCCACCUCUGAUGCAGAAUUUGAUGCAGUAGUUGGGUAUUUAGAGGACAUUAUCAUGGAUGAUGAGUUCCAAUUAUUACAAAGAAAUUUUAUGGAUAAGUACUACCAGGAGUUUGAAGACACGGAAGAGAACAAACUCACCUACACGCCUAUUUUUAAUGAAUAUAUUUCCUUGAUAGAAAAGUAUAUUGAAGAGCAGCUGCUGGAGCGGAUUCCAGGAUUCAACAUGGCAGCAUUCACAACAACGUUACAGCACCAUAAAGAUGAAGUCUCUGGUGACAUAUUCGACAUGCUGCUUACAUUUACAGAUUUUCUGGCUUUCAAAGAAAUGUUUCUGGACUACAGAGCUGAGAAAGAAGGCCGGGGGCUGGACUUAAGCUGUGGUUUAGUGGUGACGUCCUUGUGCAAAUCAUCUGCUGUCCCAGCUUCCCAGAACAAUCUCCGGCCAUAGGUUUUACUGCAGGCCAUGGGCUCUUUCUCCACAUCACCUGUUCAGCCGCCUGGGAGCAGAGCUUCCAAUUGUACCUGCAGAGGGAAUACAUCUCGGAAAGCUGGGGUCUGUUCCACACGUUAAGUAUUCCUGGGGCAGAGUGACACAACCUGGCCCUCCUGGCCCUGCCCUCCUGAAACCCUUUGUGCUCCGUAAUGCUGAAGCAGAACUUCUACUGCUUCUUGUCCAAAAGCAUCCCCCCUGGUGGGGGGGGGGGGGUCCCCACUGUGGAAGGAAGAACCCCAAAGUGCCAACCCAGAGGUUUGCAUGCAUCUAUUUUGUGCACACUUAGAAUCUACUAAGCACCCCACCCAGAGAUUAAGUCUUUUAACUUCAGUUGGGUUUUGAUUUUUAGGGAGUCUUAUCUGGGGCGUCAGUCAAGUCAGCUGCCUGCCUUGAGAUUUCUAAAGCUCUUCUAAGCUAGUCUUGGCUAUAGUAAUCAGUUUAGAGAAAUGUACUUGAUGUAAACACACCGUAUGAAAGUUAAUUCCUUGGUAUAUUUAUAUCACUUGUAUCACUGUCCCUUCUACUGGCUGUGAUGUAGACCCAUGGUUUCUAGAACUCUUUCAAGCAGUUUAUUAAUAAAAAAAAGUUUUUAUAGAUGAAUACUCAGGCUGUCCUAAUGGAUAAAAUCUUGGAUCUUCCAUGAUUACCCACUUCAAGUUCAAAGUAUUCUAUGCUGCGUACUUUCUGGGUGUCAGUGCUAUGAAAGCGGAAAUACAUUCUCUGUUGCAUUCCUGUGUCCUUGGUGCCCAGGACUGGGUGUUUACACCGGAAGUGAAUUAGACUUAAGCAUCCUUGUCUUAUAGCAUGUUAAGUAUUGGUGCAGAUUUUUACUUCAAGCCCUCUUGUACAAGUCAGUUCUUUAGGUUAUGUAUUGGGUAAGGACUCUGCAAUACCCUCAUCCUGUCAAACACUUUCUAGCAAGAUGGUGUUCCACUGAUCUCAUGCAAAUAGGAGAGCAGACAGCUGCCAUCUGCUGCUCCAGAUCAGUGCACAUUGGCCUAGUUCAGCACUGGCUAAAACCGUUCUGGCUGGAAAAUGUGUCACAUAGAGGAAGGAUUCAAAAACAAACGUUCAAUUCCCAAUGUGUACCUUUGAUUUUUUUUUUAAUUCUGUGUGAACUUUUUACUUGGAUUGUUGAAAUUUUGAAGGAUGACUUUAGA
This is a messenger RNA of Suncus etruscus (white-toothed pygmy shrew), 1760 nucleotides long. Its product is annotated as ADP-ribosylation factor-like protein 2-binding protein. Lineage: Eukaryota; Metazoa; Chordata; Mammalia; Eulipotyphla; Soricidae. The record is from RefSeq and is a predicted model, not a curated record. The transcript has a single exon. Gene Ontology annotation, biological process: positive regulation of tyrosine phosphorylation of STAT protein; maintenance of protein location in nucleus. Gene Ontology annotation, cellular component: mitochondrial intermembrane space. Bases 1 to 555 code for a protein of 184 amino acids.